AGAGUAUUCUCGAUCGAGCUCAUCCGUUGUCCAACGAGUUUAGACUCUAAGUUUAGACAUCCCGCACGAUGCCCGUGAUGCAGCAGCUUCACUUGCCGCUGCUGGUCUUGGCAUCGAUGUUCCUCGUUUGUACUGGAACUACGGUGCACGUGUCCGCCACCGGCGAGGCUUCCGUUCCAGCCGGUGGCCAGCCGCAUGCAGCCGAAGGCCCGGUGCCCAUGAUGAGACGUGAGGACGAGCCGAAUCAAGUCCUGACUGAGACUGGCAAUGCACCUCAUUAUGUAAACUGUCUCAGGAACGAAGGUCCACACAGGAUGGGUGAGCACGCAGGCGGUUGGAGGACCCCUGAGGAGUGCGACAGCUUGGCAAAAGAGCUCCAAGCGGCAGUCUUUGGGCUGGAAUGGCCGGAGGGCUCGCAUGAGAAGGGCAAGGCCCAGUGCGCUGUUUGGAAGCACGACAGCCAGCUGAGCAAGAUUGAUGGGCUAUUGGAGCAAUGGGGAUCGCGUCCAAAGUCUGAGUGCAAGUUUCAUACAUACAAACACCCUCUCGGAGGGGCAAAUCGCAUGGCUCUAUACAUUGCACGGUGAUGGUCGCCGCAAGUCGCGGCGGCAUCUACAAGUAGCAGAGUAGGAGAGGGUUUGCAGAUACUUGUGGAAUGGCCUUCCGUCACUGUGAUACUCGACUGCCUGCUCUUGUGAAAACAGUGACGCUCAGUUGCUGCAGGAUGCCCUUCCCA
Messenger RNA from Effrenium voratum, 736 nucleotides. Lineage: Eukaryota; Dinophyceae; Suessiales; Symbiodiniaceae. The record is from the annotation of a GenBank genome assembly.